Molecule: messenger RNA, 2320 nt
Organism: Neodiprion fabricii
Lineage: Eukaryota; Metazoa; Arthropoda; Insecta; Hymenoptera; Diprionidae
Exons: 6
Coding region: 74-2248 (724 amino acids)
Cellular component (GO): extracellular matrix
Source: RefSeq, a predicted model, not a curated record
UUCGUUUCGAUGGUAUAAAAGCCCUGGCGGUGCUGUGGACAGUAUCAGUCAUCCACAAGACAGUACAGCAGCCAUGGCAUUCAAGUUCGUCGCCCUCUUCGCCCUCGUGGCCGCCGCCAACGCCGGAGUUCUGGCUCCCGCCCCCCUGGCCUACCAUGCCGCCCCCGCCUACGCUCACGCCGUCCCAGCUUACGGCUACGCCUCGGCUCCCUUAGCCAAGGCGGUGGUCGCGAAGACCGUCGACGCCGAUUACGACGCUCAUCCCCAGUACAGCUACGCUUACGACGUCCAGGACUCGAUAACCGGGGACAACAAGCAGCAGCACGAGACCCGCGACGGCGACGUCGUCCAGGGUAGCUACUCCCUCAUCGAGUCCGACGGAACCCGACGCACCGUCGACUACACCGCCGAUCCCGUCAACGGAUUCAACGCCGUCGUCCACAAGGAACCCGCCGGCGUCGCCGUCAAGACCGUCGCCGCUCCCGUCGUCGCCAAGUACGCCGCCCCCGUCGCCCACGCCCCCCUCGCCUACGCCGCCCCCGUCGCUCACGCUCCCCUCUCUUACGCCGCCCCCGCUGCCCACGUGACCUACGCCGCCCCCGCCGUCGCUCACGCCGCCCCCCUUUCCUACUCAGCGUACGCUGCCCCCACGGCUCAUGUCAGCUACGCCGCCCCCGCCUACGCUUACCAUGGGCGCGGCCUUGCGUUGAAAAAUUCCGGUUCGAUUCGACGGUAUAAAAGACCUACCACAACACUGAGCUGUAUCAGUAAUCCAGCAGACGAUACAGCAGCCAUGGCAUUCAAGUUCGUCGCCCUCUUCGCCCUCGUGGCCGCCGCCAACGCCGGAGUUCUGGCUCCCGCCCCCCUGGCCUACCAUGCCGCCCCCGCCUACGCUCACGCCGUCCCAGCUUACGGCUACGCCUCGGCUCCCUUAGCCAAGGCUGUGGUCGCGAAGACCGUCGACGCCGAUUACGACGCUCAUCCCCAGUACAGCUACGCCUACGACGUCCAGGACUCGAUAACCGGGGACAACAAGCAGCAGCACGAGACCCGCGACGGCGACGUCGUCCAGGGUAGCUACUCCCUCAUCGAGUCCGACGGAACCCGACGCACCGUCGACUACACCGCCGAUCCCGUCAACGGAUUCAACGCCGUCGUCCACAAGGAACCCGCCGGCGUCGCCGUCAAGACCGUCGCCGCUCCCGUCGUCGCCAAGUACGCCGCCCCCGUCGCCCACGCCCCCCUCGCCUACGCCGCCCCCGUCGCUCACGCUCCCCUCUCUUACGCCGCCCCCGCUGCCCACGUGACCUACGCCGCCCCCGCCUUCGCUUACCAUCAUUACUUUACGGUAACUAUACGAGUGCAAGAGCACAAUGUGGAGGGGAUGGAGCAAAACUGUUGCGACAAUUCAUUGGCAAAAGAGAAAGAGGAUGUGAAUUCAGUUUUGGGCGAACGUCUGAGUGGGGCGCGGCCUCGGGAUGAAAAACUGUCCGGUUCUUUUCGACGGUAUAAAAGACUUACCACAACUCAGAACUGUAUCAGUAAUCCACAAGACAUUACAGCAGCCAUGGCAUUCAAGUUCAUCACCCUCUUAGCCCUCGUGGCCGCCGCCAACGCCGGAGGUCUGGCCCCCGCCCCCCUGGCCUACCACGCCGCCCCCGCCUACGGCUACGCCGCCCCAGCUUACGGCUAUGCCGCUCCCAUCGCCAAGGCCGUGGUCACCAAAACCGUCGACGCCGAGUACGACCCCCACCCCCAGUACAGCUACGCCUACGACGUCCAGGACUCGAUAACCGGGGACAACAAGGAGCAGCACGAGACCCGCGACGGCGACGUCGUCCACGGUGGAUACUCGCUCAUCGAAGCUGACGGAACCCGACGCAUCGUCGACUACACCGCCGACCCCGUCAACGGCUUCAACGCCGUCGUCCGCAAAGAGGGCGCUGCCGUCGCCGUCAAGGCCGUCGCCGCCCCCGUCGUCGCCAAGGUCGCUGCUCCACUCGCCUACGCCGCCCCCGUCGCCAAGUACGCCGCUCCCUUGACGUACUCCACUUAUGGUGCACCCAUCGCCAAGUACGCCGCCCCCCUGGCUUACUCCGCGUACGCUGCCCCCGUUGCCAAGUACGCCGCUCCCCUCUCUUACGCCGCCCCCGCCGUCGCUCACGCCGCCCCCCUUUCCUACACAGCGUACGCUGCCCCCACGGCUCAUGUCAGCUACGCCGCCCCCGCCUACGCUUACCAUCAUUAGGCCGAACUUUUUUGUAACAAGUAAUAUUUAAGAGUGUAUAGUUUUUUAAAUAAAACGAGAUACACUUACAUA